Molecule: messenger RNA, 875 nt
Organism: Megalobrama amblycephala (Wuchang bream)
Lineage: Eukaryota; Metazoa; Chordata; Actinopteri; Cypriniformes; Xenocyprididae
Gene: snrnp27
Product: small nuclear ribonucleoprotein 27 (U4/U6.U5)
Exons: 6
Coding region: 153-623 (156 amino acids)
Biological process (GO): RNA splicing
Cellular component (GO): precatalytic spliceosome
Source: RefSeq, a predicted model, not a curated record
AUUUUCACGGAACACUUGUAGGCUUGUUUUUCCGGAUUGCUUUUUGUGGCGCACAGUUGAUGGCGACCAGCAGACGAUUGAGUCUGGAAAUUUCUGGAAGUUUGUGAAAGCGCUGUUUGAAAGAAAGGAGUCUACUUUAUACUGAUUUAAUAAUGGGGAGAAGCAGGAGCCGAACACCACCACGACGAGAGAGACGGCGUUCACGAUCAACCUCGCGAGAUCGUGAGAGGAGGCGCAGGGAACGCGAGAGGUCCCGCGACAGAGACAGACGAAGGUCACGCUCACGCUCCCCCCAAAGACGCAGAUCCAGGUCUCCACGGCGACACCGCUCCUCCUCCCUGUCUCCAGUGCGGCAGAAGGACAGACGGGACGAUGACAGGAAGGAAGUUAAAGACAAACCAGCAAAGGUCCAUCAGAUAUCAGCUGAGGACAUGCAGGGAAAGACUGAAGAGGAAAUCGAGAUGAUGAAACUAAUGGGCUUUGGAUCCUUUGACAGCACAAAGGGCAAAAAGAAGGAAGGAAAUGUCGCUGCGUUUGCAAUUAAUGUGUCACAGAAGAGAAAAUACAGGCAAUACAUGAACAGGAAAGGUGGUUUCAACAGACCCUUGGAUUUCAUCGCUUGAUGGAGUCGUCAGGAGCCAUGUUUUAACGACUUUGACUUUUUGAUGAAACGCGCAUUUGUUUUUCUUCCCUGAGUUUAUGUAAAUAUGUGUUCCAGAGGUUUUUCCAUAUGUUUUGUUUUUCAGUCAGUGUCUGUGAUGUAAUUGUAGUUUAGUUUGUAUUAGCUCAUUUUAAAAAUAUUGUGGAUACUUUGCCUUGAAUAUCAUAUUCAGCAAAAACCUUGCAGUACUAAAUAAAUGAGAACUCUUGAUGAA